Messenger RNA from Iphiclides podalirius (scarce swallowtail), 2937 nucleotides. The record is from the annotation of a GenBank genome assembly. NCBI's taxonomy places the organism in Eukaryota, Metazoa, Arthropoda, Insecta, Lepidoptera, Papilionidae.
AUGCAAGUGUCAACACCGACACAGCUGCGACCGCGGCGGCGGCCAUUAUGCAACGCGCGGGAAAAACCGAUGGCGUAUUUUCUUGGGGGCGAUUUUAAAUUCCUUCUUCGUGCCGCGAAGGUCGUCACUCGGUCGCGCCCGCACGGUGCACGAGCUGCGAACGGCCUGCGGACUGCGUUUGUGUUCUGUGCGGACUCCUGCGGCCGCGUUUGGAAGGACGUGUUCGAUUGUCGUGGGACCCGGUUCACCUGCCGCUGUCUGGCGUUUGAGGGCGGCAUGGCGUCGCCUAGACAUUUCCUUGAGCUGAUCGCAGCUCUCGCCAUCAUAUCUGGCUGUAUGGCAGGACCUCUCGGCCCGCUGCCCAACGUAACAAGCUUGGACCUCGGUCUGAAAGAAGGCGGUUGCUCCUUGGGCGAUGUGGUCUAUAUGCCUGGAGACGAGUUCCCGGGGGAGAGUGCCUGCGAAAGGUGCACCUGCACGGGUGGCGGUGUACAGUGCGCCAAGCAGCGCUGCGAGCCGCGCCCUGGCUGCAAGGCACUACACCGUCCGGACCACUGCUGCCCGACUUACCAGUGCGAGUGCGAGCAAGAAGGGCGCGUGUACGGCAACGGUGAGAAGCUCGUGGACCCGGCGGACCCCUGCCGCGUGUGCUACUGUCAGGGUGGCGAGGUGGUGUGCCGGCGCAUCGCGUGCUUCGUGCGUGACGACUGCACGCCCCGCCACGUGCCGGGCCGCUGUUGUCCGGAGUAUGACAACUGCCCGCUGCGCGGUGUCACCUCAAUUCCUGGAAUUGCUCCAGCGGUCCCGAAUAUUUCCACAUUCGAACACAUCAAUUCUAGUGUUAUACCAUCUUCGGUAAAACAAGAAAUCACUAUCAAAGAAAUAACUCCAGUCUCUGAGAUUCCAGUCAUCACUGAAGUGAAAAUUAAGGAGAUUCUACCUUCGCCAAGUAUCGAAGUCGCUGAAUAUUCGUCAUCCAAGUCACCGCUAAUCCCGCGUGAGGUCACUUCCGAGAAGUCGCAGAUCAAUACAUCUGAUUCAAAAUUUGAAUCAUCACAAAUAAACCACGACCAAUCACCUUCAGCUGAUUCUUCGUUGUCAACAGAAGCAUCUAAGAUUGCUAGUGAAAAAGAUUCCCUAUUGAAGACGGCAAAUGAUCCAUCCAAGAUAAGUCUCUCAACGCAGGACUCUAUAAAUAGUAAUAUCUAUACGUCUAGCAUACCUAUCGCUGUAGCUACAGUUGGAUCGCCUUCUGCGAUACCAAGUAUAGUUUCAGUCCCUUCAAGUAAAGCUCCUAUGAUUGAGGAAGAAGAUACUUCCUUAUUUGAUCAUAAUCCAGCUUUCCCUCCUCUACCUGAUGAUUUGUCAGUUUUAGGCAAUCACGAAGAAGAAAUUCUCACUGAACAAAACAUGGAAGGUGAACAUAUACCUUCAGGUCAUGAAGUUGUUAUCAUUGCAAGUACAAACGCGCCAACCGAAGUUGCAGUUACGAAAGAAGCAGGAACGACAACAUCAUAUUAUGUAUCUGAAGCUACUUCACAAUCAUUGGACAACUUGCACGAGGUUUCUUCGGAAGCAAGCACGAUUAAAGCAGACGACGUCAUUAUUACAGUAACUUCAAAUUCACGAGAAAAUUCAAUGGUCAAUUUGCGGUCAGUAAUGCCCACUGAGAUAAUCAAUGUACCUUCCCAUUUGCCAGAAAUCACUUCGGUUGAAUUAAGCGAUGCUACUGAAGCACCCAUUUUCACUUCCUCAACGAUUACACCAAGCUUCAGCAGCGAUGAAAGCGGUAUAAUAUCAAAAUCACGUUUCGUUGAUGAUAUUUCGUUGAGCACCGAUAUUCCCGACUCAACGGAGUUUGAUAUUGGUAACAAUAUUACGGAGUCUUCCGAUCAAUUAAUUAACGCGCAAGUUUCUGAAGAACAAACGACCAGUUCCAUAUCAAAAUCUAACAUGGGAACUGAGGUAACCUCGCAAACUGAAUUAAGCUCCUUGCCAAUUGAAACUAGUGAUCAAAAUCCCCAUGACUCGUCAGAAAACAUUACUAAAGACAAAUCUUCAGAAUCAACCGUUGAACUUUUGUCUGUAGACGAGGGUACCACAAAACUAUGGCCAACUAAUUCUGAAUUAUCAGUAUCUAAGACGGUUGAUGAGAACCAAUCUUUUGAAAAUAUAGAAACAACAGAAUUCGUUCUUUCACCUUUAAGUUCGCAGGAAAUUACAACUAGUGGUGUAGAAUUAAUAAAAAAAUCUGCGGAUAUCGGAAAGAACUCGGCUAUUAUCGAUCAGUCAAGUGGAAAGAACAAUAAUGUCUUAAAAGAUUUGAUUAAUCUAGUUGGUGACGUCGCUUCAAUUGGUGAUCACACCGAUGGAUCCGAUAUAGAACAUCAUACUGCUAGUCCUACAACUAUUUCGGACUCCGAAGAAUUGAUUCCAGUUAACGCCGGAUACAAAAGCAAAAAUAAGAAUUGGAACCUCAACUCUAUUACGGAAGUUCCGUUUAAGACUAAGGCCUCCAGCAGACAUAAGAAUGUUGAGAUUGAAGAUGACGAUACCGAUUCAAUAACCGAUUCACCUCCUCCGAACGACAAAGUAGAGCCAACGACCAGGCGUCCGAUUAUUGAUAAUGUAUCUGACGACAGAACUGAAAAUAAAACGGAAAAGAAAGAUAUCGAAAUAAUAACAAAAUCUUAUGUACCUACAAUAAAUAGACGACCGACUAAAGUAGUAAUGGGAAAGAGCAAUGAGAAAGCCGUUACCGACGAAGCCGUUUCUGACGAGGGCACCACUGAUGGUGAGUCGGAUGUUUCAGACAUUGCAACAGCGAAAUAUCAAAAUCCUGCUCCAACAACAGUAGGAACGCAGCUAGAUGUUGCUACCACUGAGGAUGGGGCAAGUUCAGCUGAAAAAAUUACCCCAGUCCCCAGUUUAGUGCAG